Gaeumannomyces tritici R3-111a-1 is the source of this 2846-nucleotide messenger RNA. Its product is annotated as mannosyl-oligosaccharide glucosidase. Gene Ontology annotation, molecular function: Glc3Man9GlcNAc2 oligosaccharide glucosidase activity. Gene Ontology annotation, cellular component: endoplasmic reticulum membrane. Gene Ontology annotation, biological process: protein N-linked glycosylation; oligosaccharide metabolic process. The coding region runs from base 233 to 2698 and encodes 821 amino acids. The record is from RefSeq and is a predicted model, not a curated record. The transcript has 3 exons. Lineage: Eukaryota; Fungi; Ascomycota; Sordariomycetes; Magnaporthales; Magnaporthaceae.
GUUUGCCCCACCACCCCGAAGCGGCGCAAAGCUACAGCGAGCUACCCCUGUUCCACCACACCUCAAACCGUCGGCAUUUCAAACGUGGUCACUUCGUUAGCCCAUCAACGACAGAGAGGAGGAGACUGGAAGCUCCCUCUUCGCUUUUACACCUGGUUUGGAAGCAGAACCCCAGCCGAACAGCUCCUUGGAACCGGCGGAAGAACCAGGUCGUUGCCGACAACUUUCCGUGAUGGCGAUUGGCCGCCAAUUGAGGGACGGGCUGCUGUCGUCCCUCGCCCUUCUGCAGCUUGGCGCUGGUGUCGUCGCCAAGGACGAGGGCAUUCUGAACAGCGAGGUCGGCCGGUUGAACAAUCAGAGCCUGCUAUGGGGUCCCUACAGGCCAAACCUCUACUUCGGGGUCCGCUCCCGUGCCCCAAAGUCCCUGAUGACAGGUCUCAUGUGGUCCAAACUCGACAGCUACGACGAGGUCCAGAACAGCAUACGGUACACUUGCGAGCAGCAUGAGGGCAUGGCUGGAUAUGGCUGGGACGAGUAUGACACCAGGAAAGGUGGCGUCCAAACCAUCCAUGAUGCCGGCAACCAGCUCGACAUCACUACCUCGUUCGUCAAGAUCCCCGGCGGCACUCAUGGCGGCAGCUGGGCAGCCAGGAUCAAGGGCGAGCUCCGCGACGAUGCUGUCAGCAACACCAAGUACAGCAUCUUCUUCUACCUGACCCAGGAAGGCCUCGGCAGCCUCGAGACCGCCGACAAAGGCGAUCCCAACGGCUUCCCUGGUGACGUUGUCUUUAACGGCAAUUCGGAGGCUCUGGGAGACUACAAGAUUGUCAUCACCAGAGGCACGGGCGAGCACCCUCCCGGUGACCCCGAUUUGCAGGAGCAGCGCGACCUCGACAAGACCAUUGUUCAAUCCCUCAAGCUCCCCGAGGAGCAUCUCUGGCAGGCCAAGCCGGUGAUGUUCCACCAGAUGAAGGAGCACGUCGACCGCGUCAGCUCGCAGUUUGACCCCCAGACCCCGCCUCCACCAUGGGAUGUCUAUGCCCUGCCCCACAAGGCUGGCGCCGGCAAUGCCCACAUUGUCCAAAAGGUCUUUGAAGGGCCGUUCGAGUUUGACGUCAUUUUCAACAGCGCCUCGGCCGGCAAGGAACUCACGAGCGACGACAUCACCAGGGAGAUCAAGUCGACCACCGAGUCUUUCGGCGAGCGUUUCUCCGAUGUCUUCAACUUCAAGGCUCCUUUCACCGAUGCCAAGUACAAGAAGUUUGGACGCAGCAUGUUUUCCAACCUCAUUGGUGGCAUCGGCUACUUCCAUGGUCAAUCGGUCGUGGAUCGCUCCUAUGCGCCCGAAUAUGACGAGGAGAACGAGGGCUUCUGGGAGGAGGCAGAGGUAGCGAGAGCUCGCAAGCAGGAGAAGGUUGAGGGACCGAGCUCCCUGUUCACUAGCAUUCCCUCUCGACCCUUCUUCCCACGUGGCUUCCUGUGGGACGAAGGCUUCCACCUGCUGCCCAUUGCUGACUGGGACAUGGAUCUGACACUGGAGAUUGUGAAGAGCUGGUUCAACCUCAUGGAUGACGACGGCUGGAUUGCUCGUGAGCAGAUCCUCGGCGACGAGGCUCGCAGCAAGGUUCCAGCCGAGUUCCAAGUGCAGUACCCGCAUUACGCGAACCCGCCUACGCUCUUCUUCAUUGUUGAUACCUUUGUCGAGAGGCUGCGCAAAUCCAAUGGAAGCCAACCCGCGGGCAAGGAGCGCCUUUCCCAGGGCGUUUCGUUGACCAACGCUCAUGUUGAGAGCCCAAGCGUUGGGCUCGAGUUCUUGCGCAACCUAUACCCGCUCCUCCGCCGCCAGUAUGAUUGGUUCCGCAAGACCCAGUCCGGAGAUGUCAAGUCGUACGAUCGUCAGGCCUUUUCUUCCAAGGAGGCCUAUCGGUGGCGCGGCCGGACUGUCAUGCAUGUCUUGACCAGCGGACUGGAUGACUACCCGCGUGCCGAGGUGCCACACCCUGGCGAGCUGCACGUCGACCUCUUGUCGUGGAUGGGGCUCAUGACCAAGUCGCUCAGCAAUAUCGCCGACGCCCUCGGUAUGCCCGAAGAAGUUCACGAGCUUGAGAAGAACCUGAACGCUAUCGAACGCAAUCUUAACGACCUCCACUGGUCUGAGAAGGAUGGCUGCUACUGUGAUGCCACCAUCGACGAAUUCGAAGAGCACGUGCUUGUGUGCCACAAGGGUUACAUCUCCCUCUUCCCCUUCUUGGUUGGUCUUAUCAACGAUGACGACCACAAGCUAGGCAAGAUUCUAGACCUCAUCGGCGAUGAGGAUGAACUUUUCAGUCCAUAUGGAAUCCGCAGCCUGACCAAGACGAGCCCACUUUACGGUACAAACGAGAACUACUGGAGGAGUCCGGUCUGGAUCAAUAUCAACUACUUGGCUCUGGUGCAGCUUGAGAACGUGGCUAAAAAGAAGGGCCCUCACCAAGAGAAAGCAAGGGACCUCUACACAAGGCUUCGCGAGAAUCUGGUUGAUACCAUCUUCAACAGCUGGGAGGAGACAGGCUUCGCGUGGGAGCAGUACAACCCGGAGACGGGCAAGGGACAGAGGACGCAGCACUUUACCGGAUGGACCAGCCUGGUGGUUAAGAUCAUGACUAUGGAUGAUCUGAGCAGCAGCGGCAAGACUCACGAGGUGAAGGACGAGCUGUGAAGGAUGACCAAGAAUUUGGACUCGUUUGUGAUGCCCUUGAGAUGUAACGCAGAUAUACCCCUUUUUAGAGACGAGUCGCUUGCAUUUAUGGAGGCACACUGGGCUCCCAUGUGCGAGUGGAGAAGAUGGCUUUGAUUCAAUCCUUGCC